AUGGAAACGUGGCUUUGGAUUCUCGGCUGGUCUCUUUCCAUCUUGUCCAUGACUGGAAAUGGCUUUAUUAUUUUCCUUGUUUGCAGAAGGUGGCGGCUUCGAAACAAAACCAACGCGUUUGUCGUUUCUCUCGCAGUGGCAGACUUCUGUGCUGGCUGGAGUGCUUUUCCACCGCUUUUCGUCUGCGAGGAGAUGACCAGAUGCGACCCUACGGCCUUCAUAGCCAGCGGGGUGGAUUAUUUCAGGUGGCUGUUUAUAUAUGCGUCUGUGACAAACUUGUGCAGUUUAGUCCUGGAUCGCUACAUUGCUAUUGUGAGGCCGUUAAGUUACUUGACUUUUAUGACACGCAGAAGCGUUUUCCAGAUGAUUUUCAUGUCUUGGACCAUUCCAGUUGUUGUCGUCUUUGCGUUUUUACUAAACUGGCUUAUUUUUUGAAGAGAUUGUGUUGUUUAAAGUGCUCAUCUCAAUUUCAAUGGUAUUUUUAGAAAUCUUGCCGUCUUGUGCGUUAAUAUUCUGCUUUGGAUCAAUGUACUAUGUUGUUUAUAAGCACGAAAGAGCCGCCCGCAUCUUAGCAAACCAACUCCGCUUUAACCAAAGAUCUUUGUUCAGAAUCAAGGAAAAGGCUGCCGUGAAAAUAAUGGCAAUUGUUAUUGGUAUAUUCCUUCUAGCCUUCACAUUCGCUAUACGAUGUAGCUUCAUACACAUUUUGAAAGACGGAAAACCGUGUGAUGAUAAAGAAUAUAAAAUUCCCCUUCUUGUAUUAAACUCCGUUGUUAACCCCUUCGCUUAUGCCGUCUUCAAGAGAGACAUAAACAUGGAGAUAAAACGGUAUAUUUGCUGCGUCAUUUGUAAAAAGAAACAUCACAGUGAUCCAAUUUAUGAAAACAAUUUUUUUUAUCUUGCGCAACUACAAUGCAAGAGCAGCAUAACUUGAAUAAACUCUUACUCAACCAGAAUUUGUCUUGAACUAUUAAUAUUUGUUCCACGAUCGAGUUAACAGCCUAUAACCUAAAUAUGAAAUUAUAAUUAAUAAUUUGCUUAUGGUGUGUGCAUGAUGACACGAGUAGAUCAUAACAAUAACAAAGGAUCCUCUUAAUCUCAUCAAUUUUUACUUAUUCUCGUUCCUUUCGUUUUAUUUUUAACUGUUAAGGUUACUUUUGUUUAAUUUUGCUGGUUUAUUUCAUUUUAUAGUUUUGCAAGUCAGUCUGUCAGUGAGUCAUUGCGUCAGUUUUCAGUCAUGUACCUGUCAUGAUGAAUUGUAAAUUAGGAGUUCUAAUUAAUUACGUUUACCCGCUUGGAGGUUGUUUAUUAGUUUUAAGUAGAUUAGGUUGUUUUGUCAAAAUGUGUAAUGCUUCUGUGGUGUUUUUAAAAGUGCAAGGACUUAGAGUAAAUAUUGAAAAAAAUAGAUUUUCAGAGAUUCGCUCGGCAGAGUAUGCAUAUGAUACAAAUCAAGAAAAUGUAUCCAGUACUUUUCUAGAAUAAAUUGGGAGUGAGUUCUAGUUUUGAUGUCGGUUGGGAUCACUUGGUAUACUGGAAGAAAUAAUUUUAUCCUGCAUGGCAAACAAACAAAUUGUGAAUUAUUGCGUUGAUCAUAACCAUUACAAGUUCCUUAAAUGUGAUUGGUGCAUCAGCUGCUUCAUUUUUCACUAAUCAUUCUGUACAGUUGUAAUCGGUCAGUGUAAUCGGACAGUUGGCUGUAAUCGGACACCUAUAAUCGGAUACUUGAAGCAGCCAAUCAUAUUAGGUCCACUCAGCUAAAUCUAACAAUCACAUAAUUGAUCACAAUAACCAUAGCAACAACUACUUAUCCAAAGAAAAACAAGACAAUUUGCCAUUCUGAUGCUAUUUACGUUCCGCUACGAAAUCAUAAGAUUUGAGAAGUAGCCUAAGAAUGGGUAUCGUAAGUCUUAAUUCUGUCCGUGAAGAUAAGUUGCUUACAGGUAAUGAUUGAGUCUUUCUGAAAUUACACCCUAUCUUUGUCGAUCCUUCAGUGUACUCCAGGGUCUGCACUUUCUCCUGCCCCUACUCCUUCUCCUGCUCCAGAUCCUACUCUUACUCCUUCUCUUACUCCAUCUCCUGUUGCAGCUUCUACUCCUGUUGAUUCUCUGCUAUAGCUCCUGCUCUUCCUCCUGCUCAACUCCAUCUUCAGCCUACUAAUCUUGCUCCUACAUGUGCUCCUGAUCCUGCUUCAGUUCGAUCUUCAGCUUCUGCUCCUAAUCUUGUCUUACCACGCCCCUGAUCCUGCUUCAGCUCGAGCUCCUGCUAUUUCUUCCGCUACAGCUCCAUAUUCGGUCCUGAUCCUGCUUCAGCUCGAGCUCCUGAUCUUUCUCCUGCUCCAACUCCAUCUUCAGUCCCAGCUACUCCCUACCCAUGCUCCUGAUUCUGCUGUUCUGCUCCUGUCUCUGCCUUCUUUGCUAGUCCGUCAACUAUGCUUUCGUUACAUUUUUCCUUUUGGUAUUUCUUCCCAACAUUUUGAUUUCUCAUGCGACAUGCACCUAUAGCUUUGUUUCAAAGCUCAUUUUCUAGUUUCCCGAUCUUCAAUGCAUCAUUGAUUAUUCCGCUGCUUGAGGUGAAAAAUUGCUUACCUAUUUCAUUAGUACCAUAAUAUACGGCAAUUUUUCUCUCAACACUCCUGACUUGAAUUACACUCAUACGUAUACGUCUUUAGGCUCGUCGAAAUAUUGCAUGACAAGCUAAAUCAUUUCGGCAUAAAUCCUGGAAUGCAUCUCAUACGCAGGUUGAAUAUUCUGGUUUUUUGGCUGUAUUUAGAGAGGUGAAUACUAUUCGUGUAAAUCGUAAGUGAAAAAAGAUUAUUGGUAGAAUUUCAUGAUCGCACUUGUUAAUGUUGUGGUUUUUUUUUAAUGCUUUCCUGCUUUAAAAUUCGUGGGGAGGGGAGAUUUAUAGUAAGUAAGACGGGUCAGCAAAAGUGAAUUAAAUAUUGUAACAACAGUAAAAUUGGUCCGCAGAUGCGUGCUUUAACGCAUGAAUUAAAAUACAUGGAGAAACCUUGAAAUACAUAUUUAAUAGUGUUUGUCUCCAUUUAAAACAUGGUACUUCGACGAAUGAUACAUAGGUCUUGUUCAUGAAAGGGAGCAGGAAAAACAAGCACAAGUACGAUAGCAAGAAUGACAACCUGGUUUUCGGAUGCUUGGCUGGUCUCUUUCUAUCGUAACCAUAACAAGAAAUGGAUUUAUUAUUAUCCUUGUUUGCAGUAAACGGUGGCUUCGAAUCGAAACCAACGCUUUUGUCGUUUCUCUUGCAUUGGCGGAUUUCUGUGUUGGGCUGAGUAUUGUUCCCUCGACAUUCAGAGAGAGACGGUAAAAAAACUGUCAUCUGCUUGAACACGUAAAAAUUUUUUAAGGUGUCCGUUCCUUUACUCUUCUUCUGUGAACUUGUGCAAGGUAGUCCUAGAUCGCUACAUGGCUGUCGUGAAACCGUUAAGUACUUGACUGUAAUGAAAAGAUGCCACGCCGUUCAAAUAACUUGCCUCUAACGGGUGUUACUCAUCGUUUUUGUUGUGGUAGUAACAAUGGUAUGGUUUAAUAAUAAUUUGUCACUUAACUUUGUUAUUUUCUUUUCACUGACUGUUAUUUCAUUUGAGCUUUACCCAUGUUUUCUCGCAACCUUUUUAAGAAAAAUAUCAGCUAGGGGAGUAUUAGUUGAUUCAAUACCAAAUUCUCAGAACUAACAUCAUAAGAAUUGUAUAACAGACAAUAACCAGAGUUAAUAAUGAGAUCUUGGGAGUUUAAAAUUUCUUAGAUAUAGAAAGAAACUCAGUUUUAUAAGGGCCCCAUCCACACUAGCGUGUUUACAUGACCUUCGAUAGCAUAAACUUUUUUGCUUUGCAUUUUGCCUAUCAUCCCCAAUUAAACACCCAAAAAACGCGGAUUCAAAGGUAAAUUUUUGAAAAAAGUUUCAGUGAAGUGUUUUGAAAAUGCACGCACCACUUUUGAAACGUUUCGUUUCUCGUGUGGACGGAUGGAGAAGGAGGCUUUUAAAAACGAUGUUGAAGAAAUAGGUCAAGUAUUGUCGCGUGACUGUAAGCGGAAGAUUGGUGAAAAUGCACCAAAACUUACGAGUUUUCCAUGGAAAAUGCAGUAUAGAAGGCAGAACAAAUCGACAAACACUUAUGUAGGUGAAGAUGUUUUGCCUCAUUUUGGUAGAGACUAAAAACGUUGUGAUUAAUGUUGUCGCAUCAAAUUUUACGAAAUAUUUUAUCGCCAAGCUCAUAACUAAAAUUUUACGUGUAACUCACUACAAUGUGACCGAACACUAAGUUUGAAAGUGGUGGAAAUACGUGUUUUAACCGAAUGCGACUGAUGAUACCUUGUCGCUAUAUGCAAAUAAAACAAAGUGACUUGUCUUUAUAAGGAAAGUCUCAUUUUUCAAUUAGUUACAGCGUGUUAAAAGUCGUGAAACGAUGUAUGCAACGAUUUCAUUCCAUACCGAAGAAUGUAGCGGGUGAUUUACUAACUGUUCGAUAUUUUUGACAGUGAAAAGGCAAAAAUAGAACUUUUGCCCUCUUUUUUUUCGCCAUCUAUAAAAUUAGAAGAGGAUAAUGUGACUCGCUUAAAAUAGAUGGCGUGGUAAUUUUUGGCCGUUAAACCAGAUUGAAGGAUUGUUGGGAAGCGGCUGAGUAAAGUUGCACUUUUGAGACUUAGCAAUCAACGAAAACAAUUUAAAAUUGCACGCAUUUUGAGGAGAAGCAAGUUUAUAGUAAAAAUAAACUAAAAAGAUAUAGAAACAGCCGAAAUACAGGUUUUGGUAAAUGAUUGACUCUUUUUGGCGAUGUUUUCAAACAAACCAAGAGCAGUUAAUGGGCUCUCGUCUAUGCCUGAUACUGGUCGGAAUUCUGAGUUUAUUUUGUAUGCAAAGCGGACCUUUUCUUAAAAUUAGAGUCAGUUUUGAAAUUGAAAUCGUUUAAGCCAGCUGAUCACUGAAAGCUAAAUGUAAACCUCUCAAUCAAGAAUAUCCUUGAAUGUGUUGCGCCGUAUAAACAUCAUGAACACGAUCUUUUCAUUUUUAAACAUUUUACCUACCACGGCGCUCAUUCACAAGAGAGAGUAUACACUUCGUGGUGUAUGACUCGAUCGCAACCGGCAGAGACAGCACACAUGCAUACCUUUAUAGAUUUUUUUGCCGGGGCCGAGGGCAAGGAAGAACACUAAAUUAAGUGCAUUCAAAAGAAAAUAAUGGAAACAUUAUAGAGUUCCUUUUUUACAGUAACGAGGAAUAUGUUGAACUACGACUGAUAAACAAGCGCUAACAUUCUUUAAGACGAAUUUAUAACAAAAAUUACAUUUCAUUCUAAUUGAAAGAAAGAAAGAUGCCCCUUAUUUGGCUUUUAACUAUUUCUUAACAGUCGUUAGCAAGACUCAAGUAUAAUUUGGAAUCCAUACCUAUUCACAGUGUUUUAGUAUUUGCAAAGAGCGCCUAGGUCAAUGUUUCGCCCAAUUAACGUAUUCAUCCUUCAAGGCGGAAAUUUACUCUGGGGGAAAAUGAUAUGUCAUUGUUCUUUGACAGUUACUUUACCUCUGGUGUAGUUGAUAAAUCCCCAAACAAAAUUAAAGCAUCAAAAACGUCAGUGCUGUUAAUUUUCUAAAGGCGGAAUCAACCAGGUGUUUCAAGGAUUGUGAUCCUUCUUCAGAUGGUUAUCACUGGUAUAAAACAACUUUUUUCGAUAACAAAAUGGAAACCUGGUUUUGGAUUCUCGGCUGGUCUCUUUCCAUCUUAACCAUGGCCGGAAAUGGAUUUAUCGUCUACCUUGUUUGCAGAAGACGGCGGCUUCGAACCAAAACCAACGUAUUUGUCGUUUCUCUUGCAGUGGCGGAUUUCUGUGUUGGGCUGGUUGCUUUUCUCCCACUUUUCGUCUGCGAGAAGACAACUGGAUGCAGCCCCGACGCUUUUAAAGAAAACAGGGCCGUGGAAUUGAUAAGGUGGCUUUUUGCGUAUGCGUCUGUAACAAACUUGUGCAGUUUAGUCCUGGAUCGCUACAUAGCCGUUGUGAAGCCUCUCAAGUACUUAACAUUCAUGACGCGCAAACGUGUUUCUCAGAUGAUUUUUCUCUCUUGGGCACUUUCAAUUUUUGUUAUUUUCCCCUUCGUUCUAACAUGGCUAGCUUUUAACGACAACAGUUCUCUUUUCUUAAUUAAUUAUUGGAUAAUGAUGAUUUUCUUCGAGUUCCUGCCGUGCUGUGGUCUUAUCUUUUGGUUUGGUUCAAUGUUACCUGUGGUUUAUAAACACGAACGAGCUGCCCGCAUUCUAGCAAAACAACUCCGCUUUAAUGGUCGAUUUUUGUUCAAAAGCGGGGAGAAGUCUGCUGUAAAAUUGAUGGCCAUUGUUAUUGGCCUAUUUAUUAUAGUUGUCAUAAUUGCCUUGCAAUGUUUUCUUGUUUCCAUCCUGAAGGGUAAAAAAUCGUGUAAUGAUGAAGAAUUUAAAACACCUCUUCUCGUUUUAAACUCUGCCAUCAACCCUGUUGCUUACGCUCUGUUCAAGAGGGACAUAAAGGAGGAGGUAAAACGAAGCAUUCGCUGUGUGAUCUUAAAGAAGAGAAACAAUAUUGAAUAACUUAAUGACUCUGGAUUUUUUCCCAAUAGAUAGCUUUCUAUUAGGAUCGAUCAUAACGUAAAGCAUUCCCUAUUAUAGAAAUUAACGUUUAUAAGCAGGAAACAAGUUAUAUAGUUUUAGGAUUCAAAUUAUUGAGUAAAGCUCAAAAUGAAAUGUUAUACUCGUGUUUUAUUGAUAUAAAGUUUCAUCGCUGGGCAUAAAAUGCAAAUGAAUAAGGUCUAGAGAUCUCAAACUAGAUCUCAAUGUCAAUUGAGAUCAGGUUGUUCGUUUGAAAAAUGAGUAAUUCUACUUUGUUGAAAAGGCUAACUUUAAUGAGAUGCGUUUAAAUUUUCCUAAGGAAUAAGACUGAGCAAGAACAUGGAAGUUAGAGUAAUGAGCUAGUUAUCUCUCCAUGCUAAGUUAAAAUUCAACAGGUGCAAAAAGUUUGGCCUAAAUUUGCGCAUGUUUUUAAAAGUACAAGGAGGACUUUGAAUAAAAAAUUUAAAAAAUUGACUUUCUGAGAUGCGCUUGGCAGAGUAUGUAUAUGCUGCGAAUGAAGAAAAUUAGUACUAUUCCGGAAUAAAUUACAAAUGAGUUCUGAUGUUGAUGUCUGUUGAGAUCAGCUGGUUUACUGGAAGAGAUAAUUCUAUCCUGCAUAACAAACAACCCAAUUUUGAAUUACUGAGUUAAUCCUAAACCUUUAAGACUGGACUAGCACCAAAUUUAUCUCUUCGGUAUCAUUGUUAAAUCUUGAAUCAAACAUUAUGGUCUUACUUAAAAUGAAGAAAGGGAGAUACUGAGUCAAACAGAUGAUGAUACGUGAACCGUUAAUUUGGAGUAUGCAGAACGUGUUUAUUUGCAGACUUUAUCAAUGGUCAAGCGGUGGUGUAUACAACGCAAAGCCGGUGAAACACCAUUAACGCCGUAUGGCUUUUGUCGUUCGCAAACGUGAGUACGAUAAUUUUAGUUACCUUACGAUGAUUUGUUUUUUUCUUGGACUCAAAGAAGGAAAAGCAAUUGAACGAAAUGGUUCGCUUAAAAUUUUUUGUGCUGUGAACUGCAUUUCUGAGACUUUGAACUAUCAAGUUGGACAACCGAUAUGCGGUUAAAAACACCUUCCACAUUCGUUCCUUGGAUGAUUUGCCGCUUACUUGUCGUUUUGUCCUAGGAAGAUUUUGUUAACAAUACCCUACAACACAAAUUUAGUAAGGUCUCACGAAGCCAGGUGCUCUCUGAUAACCAAAAAAUUGCCUUGGAAAGCCGCCGGUGGGCUUUUGAGAGAGUUAUAAAUUUAGUUUUUUUAAUCAAUGAAGCUUUUACAUUCGAAUCAAGUUCGGAUUACAAGUAAAUCGUUUUUACGUUAUUGAACCGUUUUAACUUGUCAAAGGAAGAACUUAUCCAGCAAGAUUUUCCGUGUAUGAAUCAUGCGUAUUUAAGAAAUUUUUUCCGAACGUUUUCAUCUCAUUGUGAUUGAUUAUGUUGUUAGACAUGCACUCAUUGUUGUUCAAAUUAAUUACGUCUGCCAAACUUCUGUCAGUAGAAGUACUUUUAGAAGUAGAGUUUUUCGGGUGACAAGAGAAAUAACAUGCUUCUGGUUAUACUAAAAUUAUAUCUGUCAUCAUUGACUUGGAAAUUAAGAUAGUCCAAUCGAUCGUUUUGUCAGUUUAUAGCUUAGGUGACUUGGUAUAAAAAUAAAUAAUUUCUCCCUACGAAAAGAGACAUCCCAUUUGCUGUGUUUAGUAGCUGGUCGUAAAGUGUGCAAGCUCAACUGAGAAAUAUGGAAUUACAGGAAGUUGGAUUACUGUGUUUUCUUAGCAGCAAGGUAGAUGGAGUUUAACAGGACGAAAAAUGUUCGGUUUCGAACAUGUUAUGUACAGAAGGCAAGUCAGAGGCUCGAUUAAACACAACUAAGAAUAUAAUCGAUUGCCUCGCAAAAACCGCGUGUCGAGAGUACUUUUAAUGCAAUUUGCAAUAUCACUCACUCACUCACUCAUGCCCAUUUCUCAUUUUUCGGCUGUGUUUAGAGAAGCUAGUAAUAUUAAUGUGAAUCGUAACUGAAAAAAAUUACUGGCAGAAUAGCACGGUCGCACUUGUUAAUGAUAAUUUUUUGGUAUUAUUGAAUUCUAUCCUGCUUUAAAAUUCGUGGGGAGGGGCCAUGGAAGUUUAGACAGGUGAGGAAAAAUAAAAUAGAGUAGUAGCAAUGGUAAAAUUGGUCCGCAGAUGCGUGCUUUAAUGAUCUACCGGAAAAUACGAAUAUGAUACGUCAAGAAUAUGAUUGUAAAUUUUUCAAAGUGCUUUUUUAUUACUGACGAAUUAAAACAUAUGGAGAAACGUGCAAUUUGUGGAAAUCCUAUUUAGCAUAAAUUAAUAUUUUGCCUGCACGUAUAAGAGGACUGGGGCGGGUGCAAGGUGCGCGGAGAGUUAUGGGAUGGUGGUUUGUAGGUAGAGGUCGUUAGUAGGGCAAGGCAUUCUACGGUCAGCCUUCGCUGUGUUUAGUUGUUCGUUUUCGUUUUUGUAUAAGUUUAGAGCUUUACUUGCAUGCUACCUUAAGUAACUGUGUAUAACAUGUCAUUCAUAGGAUACCCUUAAACCCCAAGGGUGGCACCGCUGCCUUAGUUUGGGGUACGCGUUCCCCGUUUUUUCCGCCUGCUGGUUAUUAGGGGUUUUUGUGUCCGGCUUUGAUGCAUUUAGUUUACUUCAAUCGUAUAAGACUUUCGUAGGCAUAUCGAUUUGGCGUUAAAUAAACGGUGGCUUGGCUGGCCAACGCGCCCAGAUAUCAACUCUUUGUGUGCCCGGUUGAGUAGUGGAGGCAAAAUCCUGAACACACAUAUGUAAAUAGUGUUUGUCACCAUUUAAAAUAUGAUACUUCGAUUAUGAUGUCUUAUUCAUAAACGGAAGCAGAAAACACAAACACAAAUACGAUAGCAAGAAUAGCAACCUGGUUUUGGAUGCUUGGCUGAUCUCUUUCCAUCCUAACAAUAACUAGAAAUGGAUUUAUUAUCUUCCUCGUUUACAGCAGACGAUGGCUUCGAACCAAAACCAACGCGUUUGUCGUUUCUCCUCACCAAAUCAAUACAAUAUCAAACAGAAAGGUGAUGAACAUAAGAGAAAAUAUCAGCUAGGGGAGUAUUAGUUGAUUCAAUAGCAAAUUCUCAGAACUGACAUCAUAUGAGUUGUAUGGCAAACAGUAAGGAGAAUUGCUAAUGAGAUCUUGAGAGGGACAUAAGGAAGGAGGUAAAAAGAGUUGUUAGAUAUAGAGAGAAACUCAGUUCUGAAAAGGCCUCGUCCACACUAGCGUGUUUACCUGACGUUCGAUAAUGUCUACUUUUUCCUUUGUAUUUUGCUUGUCAUCCACACUUAAACACCAAAAAACGCAGGUGCAAGGUAGAUAUUCGGAAAAGGUUACACUGGUGGAGUAUUUUGAAAAUGCAUCACGUUUGAAAUGUUCCGUUUUCUGUGUGGACAGAUGGAGAAGGAAGCUUUUAAAAAAGAUGGCAAAGAAGUAGGUCAGAUAUUGUCGGGUGAUUCUAAGCGGAAGAUUGGUGAAAAUGCAUCAAAACGUUGGAGUUUUCAAAAGAUAAUGCAGUAUAGAAGGCAGGUGAGAAAAAAUCGAUAAACACUUGCGUAAGUGAAGAUGCUUUGCCUCGUUUAGGUAGAGUCUAAAAACGUUGUGAUUAGUGUUGUCGCGACAGAUUUUACGAAAUAUUUUAUCAUCAAGCUCACAACUAUAAUUUAAGGUGUAACCCACUAUAAAGUGACCGAACACUAAGUUUAAAAGAGGAGAAGAGACUUGUUUUAACCAAAUGCGACUGAUGAUAACUUGUCGCUAUAUGCAAAUAAAACAAAGUGAACUGUCUUCAUAGGGAAGUUUCAUCUUUCAAUUAGUUAGCGUGUUGAAAGUAAUGAAACGAGGUAUGCAACGAUUUUACUCCAUAUCGAAGAAUGUAGCGGGUGAUUUACUAACUGUUCGAUGCUUUUGACAGUGGAAAGGCAAAAAUGGAACUUUUGCCCUCUUUCUUUAGCCAUCUAUAAAAUUAAAGGAGGAAAAUAUGACUCGCUAAAAAUAGAUAAGGUGGUUGAAGAAUUGUUAAGAAGCGGCUGAAUAAAUUGCAUUUUUGAGACUUAGCAAUCAGCGAAAAUACUAUGAAAUUACACUUAUUUUGAGGAGAAGCAAGUUUACAACAAAAAUCAACUACAAAGAACUGAUAUAGAAAUAGCCGGAAAUAGCGGGCGCUUUUGCUCGCUAGGGCAUAGCGUUUCGUUAUGGAAUUGACUUUUUUAAGCGAUGUUUUCAUCCAAACAGAAAGCAGUUAAUGUUAGCAUCAUUUCAGCACUACUGCUUUCAAUAAACUUUAUUACUUGUUUUCUGACAGUGUUUUUUGCAAUUAGUCUGUAUAUUAUGACAUUUUAUUGUUUUUUUAGAGGGCACGGUAACGAAUCUUGCAAUCUGAUUGGUUCUUUACCCGGUCAGUAUUUUCCUAUCUCUGCCCACGGGCCACGGUAACGCUUUCGUGAGUCGCCGAGUACAUCCCAACUUUCGUUGUCACUUUUCAUAAAUAUACCUCGUUUUCCGGCUGGGCAGUAUUUUUAAGCAAACACGUCGGUCACUACCUCAAGCCGAUAAAUAACUUAUGAAUCCUCCCUUUUCUCUCUAUCAAAUCACUUUGGUUGAUAGAAAAAUAUUGGUUUCAGAAUGAAUUUGUAUAAACAAUAGUGUCAUUACGUUGGUUGACAAGCGGCCUAAAAACCGUCUGCAAUUAAUUUUAAUCGUUCACAAAAAGUACCCAGAAAGUUGAAACGUGAGGUAUUUGGUUACAGUUAAACUGAACGAUGGAACUUUCAUUCAUUUAAUAUCUGAAUUUUCUCGAGCAAUUUGUUCAUAGUAAAAAAAAAGCGAGCGAAGUUUUAAUUUAAGUUCUACAACAAAUAUACGCUCCUGGUGAGUCUUUUCAAUUCCGUUCAAUUUGGACAUUUGUACCUUAAAUUGCACAACAGAAAUUGAAGGAAUUGAGAAAAUGCUGCAUUAAAUUCCCUUGUGUCUCGUUGGAGUGUGCCGUUCGAAUUUAGUUUUUGUGAAGGAAAGAUCAGAGUUAAACACGCCAUUACAGCAAACAAACGAGCAAACUCUCACAACUUCAAAAUAAAAAAUUAAAUUUACUCACAAUUACUUUCCUCGCCGUUUACUUAAUGAACAGAGGUAAAUCUUCGUACAUGAAUGAAUGGUCGAUGAGAGUAAAUAAUACUUUCCGUUAGAUCAUUAACUGAUUUUUAAGAAAACAUUUUCGUGACAGGCCUUGCCAAACUAGUUCUGUUGGUUUUCAAAUGUUCCCACGAUUUUUUUUUUCUUGCGCGCUCUCUAAUCGACAGGUGUCAGAUUGUGACAAAUACUUGUAAAAAUAAUGUUUCAAAGUUUGUUUGGAAGCCUUUUAAAUUACCUUUAUCGUUACGGAAAUGAAAAUGUUUCGCCGAGGCAUCUCUCUUAAAUUUGCAUCACCUCUAUUUUAACUACCAUUUACUCACUGAAAAAUUGUUCAGUUUAUGGAAGAUCUUGCCGUAUUUACGGCCAUAAGUCAUUCGGGUUCUUUUGGAAAGAAUUUCGUCAAGUUUAAAAACAAUAAAUAUGUUAUUUACCGGCUAAGGGUCGGUCCGUAUGGUGAAAAACUAAGACCUCGGUCACAGUUUUUCACCAUACGGACCUCCCAGCCGGCAAAUAACAUAUAUUUAUUUUAAGGCAACAAAAGGAGACCUGACAAUGUGCUGAAGCUGUCAGAGAUAAGUUGUCAAAAUCCAUAUUUAGCUAUCUUCAAUAAUUUAGUUUCUUACUGCUCGUGGAAAAGGUUCAUAUCACCACGAACAUCGUGCGAUUUUCAUCAAUUAGAAUAGAAGUGUACUAGAAUGAGUAUCCCGUGGGUGCCUCUCUUGUGAUCAGUUACCUUCCUUUGAUUCAUUGACUUCAUUGAAGGACUAGAGGCUGUUAACUUAACGGUAAGAGCGGCCGGAUUUCAGGCUGAUUUGUCAACUGCGAUGUGUUUGAGGGAGACGACAUCAUAAAAUCAACGAAGUGUUUUCCAAUGCUUUUUAGUUGCAUAGGGAAUUGUAGUCUUGUAGUCCAAACCCAAACUUUAUACUCUAAGCUUUCAUUUGUAUUGGGCCGGCCACCUGAAGACCACAAAAUGGAAACGUGGUUUUGGAUUCUUGGCUGGUCUCUUUCCAUCUUGUCCAUGACUGGAAAUGGCUUUAUUAUUUUCCUUGUUUGCAGAAGGUGGCGGCUUCGAAACAAAACCAACGCGUUUGUCGUUUCUCUCGCAGUGGCAGACUUCUGUGCUGGCUGGAGUGCUUUUCCACCGCUUUUCGUCUGCGAGGAGAUGACCAGAUGCGACCCUACGGCCUUCAUAGCCAGCGGGGUGGAUUAUUUCAGGUGGCUGUUUAUAUAUGCGUCUGUGACAAACUUGUGCAGUUUAGUCCUGGAUCGCUACAUUGCUAUUGUGAGGCCGUUAAGUUACUUGACUUUUAUGACACGCAGAAGCGUUUUCCAGAUGAUUUUCAUGUCUUGGACCAUUCCAGUUGUUGUCGUCUUUGCGUUUUUACUAAACUGGCUUAUUUUUGAAGAGAUUGUGUUGUUUAAAGUGCUCAUCUCAAUUUCAAUGGUAUUUUUAGAAAUCUUGCCGUCUUGUGUGUUAAUAUUCUGCUUUGGAUCAAUGUACUAUGUUGUUUAUAAGCACGAAAGAGCCGCCCGCAUCUUAGCAAACCAACUCCGCUUUAACCAAAGAUCUUUGUUCAGAAUCAAGGAAAAGGCUGCCGUGAAAAUAAUGGCAAUUGUUAUUGGUAUAUUCCUUCUAGCCUUCUCAUUCGCUAUACGAUGUAGCUUCAUAUACAUUUUGAAAGACGGAAAACCGUGUGAUGAUAAAGAAUAUAAAAUUCCCCUUCUUGUAUUAAACUCCGUUGUUAACCCCUUCGCUUAUGCCGUCUUCAAGAGAGACAUAAACAUGGAGAUAAAACGGUAUAUUUGCUGCGUCAUUUGUAAAAAGAAACACCAC
Messenger RNA from Pocillopora meandrina, 13583 nucleotides. The record is from the annotation of a GenBank genome assembly. NCBI's taxonomy places the organism in Eukaryota, Metazoa, Cnidaria, Anthozoa, Scleractinia, Pocilloporidae.